Candida albicans SC5314 is the source of this 1659-nucleotide messenger RNA. It is a transcript of the gene UTP18, whose product is annotated as Utp18p. The record is from RefSeq and is a predicted model, not a curated record. Gene Ontology annotation, molecular function: protein binding. The transcript has a single exon. Lineage: Eukaryota; Fungi; Ascomycota; Pichiomycetes; Serinales; Debaryomycetaceae. Bases 1 to 1659 code for a protein of 552 amino acids. Gene Ontology annotation, biological process: rRNA processing. Gene Ontology annotation, cellular component: small-subunit processome; Pwp2p-containing subcomplex of 90S preribosome.
AUGCCCACAAACAUACAAGGAGAAGAAGUGAUAAUACCUCCUAAAGAUGAAGAGGAAAUAUUGUUGGAGAAAUUAGUAUUUGGAGAUGCCGCAGGGUUUGAAAAUAACUUGAAAAAAUUAGACAACUUAUAUGAUUAUUCAGACGAGGAGGAAGAGAUAGAUGAAAAAGGUCUGGAGAAAGAAUCAGAUAUUGAAGAUUUACAAGAUGAAGACCUAUUUUUUAUUGAUGAUGGGAAUAAUGAAGAGCAUAGCAGUGGUGAUGAUAUGGAAAUAGAUCAAUCCGAAGACGAAGAAGAAGGCGAAGAUCAAGAUUCAGAUAAUGCAUGGGAGGAUAGCGAUGAUGAAAAGGUUAACAUUUCCUUAUUAACAUCAGAUAAAUUGAAAAAGUUGAGAAAAACACCACAGGAUUCAGUUAUAUCUGGCAAGUCAUAUAUUAUUAGAUUGAGAUCCCAAUUUGAAAAGAUAUACCCAAGACCACAAUGGAUAGAGGAUAUAGAAAACAACAGCGAUGAUGAGAAAGACUUGUCGGACGAAGACAAGGUUGACGAUGAAGAAGGACAAGUAGGAUCAACAACUGCAUUAUUAAACAUCUUGUCAAGUACUGAAAAAUUCAUAAACACAAAGCAAUUGAAACUAAUUGCUGCAAAUAAAAUAUCUAUAACCAGAUUGAAAGAUGCAAACUAUAAAAGAAUCGGUAAAUCGGGUAUCCAGACCAUUGACUUCCAUCCAAACUAUCCUAUUUUGCUAACAGGUGGGUUUGAUAAGACUAUUAGAAUUUACCAAAUUGACGGGAAAUCAAACAACUUUAUCACUUCAUACUUUUUGAAAAACUGUCCAAUAAUGGAAGCCAGCUUCUAUCCACAAUUGUCAGGCGAUGACACCAAAACCAGCAACUUAAUAUAUGCUAGUGGUCGAAGAAGAUAUAUGAAUAAAAUCAACUUGUCAACUGGGGAAAUAGAGAAAAUCAGUCGAUUAUAUGGGCAUGAGCAGACACAAAAGUCGUUUGAGUACUUCAAAAUAAGUCCUCAAGGUAAAUACAUUGGAUUGACUGGUAACAACGGAUGGUGUAACUUAUUAAAUGCUCAAACCGGGCAUUGGGUUCAUGGGUUCAAAAUUGAAGGAACAAUAGUCGACUUUGCAUUUGCCAACGAUGAAUCAUUUAUUAUGAUUGUAAAUUCUGCUGGUGAAGUAUGGGAGUUUGCUCUCGAAGGGAAAAUCACUUCCAAAACCCCAAACAAAAUCAUUCGCAGAUGGUACGAUGAUGGUGGUGUCGGAAUCACAAAGCUACAAAUUGGUGGUAAAAACAAUCGUUGGGUCGCCAUUGGUAACAAUAACGGGAUAGUCAAUAUCUACGAUCGAUCAGUAUUUGCUCCUGAAACAACACACCCAAAACCAAUCAAAACAGUGGAAAACUUAAUCACAUCAAUAUCUUCGUUGGUUUUCAACCCCGACGGACAAUUAUUAUGUAUUGCAUCAAGAGCUAAACGUGAUGCUUUGAGGUUGGUGCACUUACCAAGUGGUUCAGUGUAUAGUAACUGGCCAACCAGUGGCACACCUUUAGGUAAGGUUACCAGUAUUGCAUUCUCGCCAAAUAACGAGAUGUUGGCCAUUGGGAACCAAACCGGUAAGGUCACUUUGUGGCGUUUGAACCAUUAUUAA